Molecule: messenger RNA, 2212 nt
Organism: Seminavis robusta
Lineage: Eukaryota; Bacillariophyta; Bacillariophyceae; Naviculales; Naviculaceae
Source: the annotation of a GenBank genome assembly
GUGAAUAUUAGAUAGGUAGAGAGGUGAGUCAAGACCGGAAGGCAUCAUAAAUUGUAAAAGAAGGACAAAAUCAGUCUACAACAGUAAAGUAUCCGAACCCAGUCAGUCAACUCAUCCAUUCAUUUGCGUUCCGCUUGUUUCAUUCAUGUCUGGCUUCCACGGUUUCCCCAGUUAUCCGUAUCUCCCCACUUCUUCGGGUAGUGGUGGUCCCUAUUAUCUCAACGAUCAACAAGCUCAAGCCAUGCAGAACGGAAAGCGGCAACGGCGUCAAGCGGCGGCCCUCGUGGUUCAAUCGCUCUGGUCGUCUACCAACAAGAAAAAGACAGACAAGGACAGCACCGCCAAGAACAAUGGUAACAAGAACAACCGGCCCGUCUUGGAAGUCCCUCCCAUGGGCUUUGGACCCAUUCGAGAACCCAAUGGAAAUGAUGUAUUGUGCGGCCGUGGAGGUUUGAUUAAUGGAUCUCCUGGUAACGUUCAAUUUCGCACCAUUGUCAGCAAGAAAAAGAAGGAAUACAAUUCGAAAAAUACCAAACGACACGAAAAGGCUCACUUGGCGGCUGAGAUUGUUCGGCACAUUCGAUCCAUGAAUCCACCGGGACGCUUUUUGAGGGAAGAUGUCAAUGGAUUGUGGUUUGAUAUUGGGGAUGCUCGUGCCAUUCGAAAAACAGGACAAGCCUUGCGAGAAGCCGCUCCCACUAUUCGACAAGAAUUGGAAGUUGGUGCUGACGGUAAGAAAAAAGGAAAACAACAACAACCACCACCAAAAGACGACACUGAUUCGGGCAGUGAUGAUGGCAAAACUGCAACAACAACAACAAAGAAGGACAAACAAUCUGCGCAAGGGGAGAGAGCCAAUAGUGAAAGCCCGAAACGAAAAAAGCAAGAGGCUGAGAACGCCAAAAAGGAAACCAGAGCAAAGAAAGAAACUGCCAAGAAGACCAGCAACACCGCAGCAGCAGAAGCAAAAGCAACCGUGCCAUCCAGCGAUGCUUCCGUGGCAUCCAACACCACCACCAAGUCCAAACGAUCCUCGUGGCUACCAGGAAGACGCAGUACCAACGAUACGCCGGUCCCCGCGGACACAACUCGCAGUAGUCAGAGCUUUCUCAUUCCCACGGCCGCGUUGGGGCCUCACAUUACCGGAUCUGUCACUUCGGUGGUUCCUGCUGGUGGAAUGCCACGCAUGUCGGGGGGAGCCGUCUUUUCCAACAGUCACAGAGGAGGAGGAGUCCGGGCAUCGGCUCCUCCCGUAUUGGCUCCGGAACAUCAUUCGUUCCAGCAUCCUACUCCCCAUCAUCACCACCAUCAUUUUCCCUAUCCCUACCCGCAAAUGCAUCCCAUGUUGCAUUAUCCGCAAAUGCAUCCCAUGCAUCUUCCUCCCGUACCAAUGCAAACACAUCCAUCAGCAGCCUAUCAUAAUCAUCCACAUCCACAACAACAACAGCAACAAUCGCCAUAUCAUCCAAUGGGGUAUUCGGAAGAUGCUUUUGGAAUGAACUUUUUCCCAACCCAGGAUGUCACGAUGGAACAGCAGUCGGAGGGAAGUUGUACAGUGUCGGAUAUUAGUGGUUUAUCCUCAUCUGUCACGGGAGAUCAAAGAAAACAGCGUGACAAGCAUAACAAGAUGAAGCACCAACCUACUUCGGAAUUGGAAGGUGUACCACCGCUGCUUCCUCCCACAAGCAGCAACAAACGCCACGAGAACAACAGCAACAACAACAACCAAGCCAGAAAUGCUGCUCCCGAUGACAACUCAGUGGCCAUGAUUGACACCACCAGUUCACUGCCUAGUUUUAGUGACAUUUUGGAUGAUGUCGACAUGGCAUCGGCCACCUCAGGGAAGGGGUCCUCACUGGCCAUGGGUUCGGUGACAUCGUCUGCCGUGGCCAAACUCAUGGGACCACCGACGAACAACAGGAACAAUCACAACAGCAUCAGCUCUUUGAAACAACAGCCAUUGCCACCACCGCAACAACAGCAACAACAGCAGCCACCAAUGAUCAAUAGCAACAAGAAUAAGCGGACACAAUUUGCGAACCAACCUACCAUGAAGGAGAACUCCAAUUCGACUGGUUCCUGCUUGUCGGGAAAAUCUGGUUUGUCAGGCAAGUCGGAGCUCUCGGUGCCUUCGAGUUGUGGCUCCAACCUUUCGGCGUUCUCCGAUUCUUUCAUGGCACUGCAUCUGUCCGACCACCACGAGUUUGACUAA